Momordica charantia (bitter melon) is the source of this 2011-nucleotide messenger RNA. Its product is annotated as UPF0496 protein At4g34320. Lineage: Eukaryota; Viridiplantae; Streptophyta; Magnoliopsida; Cucurbitales; Cucurbitaceae. The record is from RefSeq and is a predicted model, not a curated record.
UACUCCAUCUUUAAGCUGAAGCUUCUGCCACCCCCUCUUCUUUCUCUUCAUAUUUCUUUUUUUCUUGGCUCUCAAUUCUCUCUUCUGUGUUUAAACUUUGAAGUGUUAAGUUGCUAAGAAACACUUUCCGUGUACACAGAGAGAGAGAGAAAGAGAAUCAGUUUCCGCGUUAUCCUAAGCUAAGCCAAUACUUCUGAUUUCUCUGAAGCGUGCAAGCUAAUUCCCCAUAUCUCUGAGACAAAAUACCGUCCACAAUUUUCUUUUCUGCCAAACACCCUUUUUUAUUCUCUUCAAGCUUCUUCCUCCUAUUUAAGCUUAACCCCUCCCUCAUUCACUAUUUAUUCACCAUUUUCUCUCUCCGAAUCGCUUUCCUUUCUCCACUCCUUUCUGGGUCUUGUUUCUUGUCCAUCCUUUUCAAAACCCUCUUAAAGAUUUCCCCUGUUUCUGCAUUUUCUUCUGCAAAUUUGACUCCAAGGUUUGUCCUAGAUUUGUUCAUUUACAGGGAGAACAGAGCGCAGGUUGCGAAGAAUUCGAGGAUUGGUUUGGUUGCAGGAGAAUUUGACGCCAUGGGAGCCCAUUUGAGCAAGAAGACUUCUCCCACGGGAACUUCAUCAGCUUCAUCCAUGAAUUUUGCCACCAAUUUGGCUUUCACAACAGAGCUCAGCUCCUACGAGGCGGCCUGUAAAGCUGAUGCUGAUCUACAAUCGUUUGAUUCCACCCUCCAAGCUCGCACCCACCAAGCCAUCAACACCAUCGCCGUCGGCGUCGAGGUUCGUGCCCUAUCCUUCGAUUCUCUUAAAGAAAUCACAGAGUGUUUGUUAGAAAUGAAUCAGGAAGUUGUGAAGGUAAUCUUGGCCUGCAAGCAAGAUAUAUGGAAGAAUCAGGAACUGUUUGAACUGGUUGAGGAGUACUUUGAGAAUAGUUUACAGUCUUUGGAUUUCUGCACUGAAUUGGAGAAGUGUCUAAAACGAGCUCGUGAUAGCCAUCUUCUGAUAUUAAUGGCGAUUCAACAGUUCGAGGAGGAAACAGAGGUGGGAGGAUGGAAUAACGGGUAUGUCAAAACUCUACAAGAGUUGAAGAAUUUCAAGGCCUCUGGUGACCCUUUUACAGAGGAAUUCUUCAAAAUAUUCCACUCUGUUUACCGGCAACAGAUUGGAAUGCUUGAGAAACUUCAAAUUAGAAAGAACAAGCUUGACAAGAAAAUCAAGUGUAUGAACACCUGGAGGAAGGUGUCCAGCAUAAUCUUUGUAGCCACUUUUGCCACUGUGUUGAUAUGCUCUGUUGUGGCAGCAGCCAUGGCAGCUCCACCAGUUGCGGCAGCAAUGGCAGCUGCUUCGUCGAUUCCGGUGGGAUCGAUGGGGAAAUGGAUAGACUCACUAUGGAGGAACUAUGAGGCUGCUCUGAGGGGACAGAAAGAGGUGAUAAGCUCAAUGCAAGUGGGGACUUAUGUAGCCAUUAAAGACAUGGACAACAUUAGAGUGCUGAUUGAUAAACUGACAGUGGAGAUAGAAUCCCUGUUCCAGAAGGCGGACUUCGCCAUUGAAGAGGAAGCUGUGAAGCUUGGGGUGGAGGAGAUGAAGAAGAAGCUGGGGAAGUUCAUGAAUAAUGUGGAGGAUUUGGGAGUACAGGCUGAUACCUGCAGCCGAGAUAUAAGGAGGGCGAGGACGGUGGUUCUUCAGAGGAUCAUAAAACAUCCUAACCACUGAAAAGAAAAAGAAAAACAGAGUGUGUUUUCUUCAAACUGCUCUGUUCUGGUGCUAACUAUUGGUUGUUUUUGGUGAAUUUGUAUGGAUUUUUUAUGAUGAAUCCAAUAGAUUAUUUCAUUUUAGACUUGAAAAAUAUUGGGUGUUGGAUUAUUGAUUCGGAAUUUUAUGCUUCAAGGUGUAUUAUUUGUUUGUUAAGUUUUUGAAUUGGACAGUAUUCGCUUCACAUCUGGUAUGCUUCAGUUUGGCUUCUAAACUGGGGUUUUGCAGACCCUUUUUAACUGAUUCUGGCCAUCUUUGAGAAAAAA